GAACGAAACGAUAUUGUCAAAGUUGACAAAAGACUAAAACCACUGACGUCACUUUUGCCCGAAUUUGUAUAUUUAAAAUUUAGCUUAAUUUAAGAGAACUACGAUUACAUUUACCAUUCAUUAAACAUGGCAGACCCAAAAUACGAGAAUUUACCAGGCAUAGCUUACGACCAGCCUGAUGUGUAUGAAACCGGCGACUUGCCUGAAGCCGAUCAGCAGGAGCCCUUUGAGGAAGAAGAGAACGAAUGUAUUGAAACACUGCACUUGUCUGUGAAGGAUUCUUUCAAUAACUUCAAAGGGAAGUUUUUGACUGGUGCAGUAGAUUUCUCUGACCGUUUGAGCAGAAAAAGUAGGAUUGGAUACAGGGCCGGUGAAUAUGAGUUAGCGGCAGAAGGAGAACCUGAGACAGUCUUGGAGCGCUACAACAGACUGCGCUGCGAGUUCUCAGACUUGUUGGAACAAGUGGCUGAACAGCAGAAUAAGGCUACGGAAAGUGAGAAGGAUGAGUACUCCCGCCUGGCGACUCAAAUAAACGCAACCAAGAAGAUUUUGGAAGAACUGAAGCUUGAGGAAGGUGAACAUGUUGACCCCACAGCUGAAAAACUCAAGGAGUAUUUAGCUCAGGGCAGUAAGAAAAAGCAACCUGGCGUAGCGACUGCUAGUCUCAAGCUGAAGCCGGAGGUCAACCUCGGGCAGACCACUCGCAUCGCCCAGCUAGAACACAGGUUACACAAGUUGGAGCAAGCAGCCGGCGUAAGGGACGAAGAGGCUUUCCGAAGACUGCAGGCUGCAACCGGAGAGGCGACGCUAUGCGGUGCGGCGGCUACACUAGCGGCACAAACCGCUCUGCUGCGACCCGCGGAGCUCGCGGCAGCGGACGCCCGCGCCGCCUCGCUGCUCGCCAACGUCGAGGCCAUACGCGCCGCCCGCCCCUCCGACCCCGAGCUCGACGCCAAGGUCAACGAGUUAUACAAAUUAGUGCAGCAGAUCGACGGAAUAUCACAUUCAGAGAUCCUUGAGAGAAUGGAAGCCCUCGAGUCUCUCCACAACCAAGCGAGCAAUUUCGGCAAAUCCCUAACGGAGCUGGAAACCCUACAGAGCACCAUCGCGUCCGGCGUCAAAAACAACAAGGAACUCUUGCAGGGCGUACAAGAGGUGUUCGCGCACAACAUCGACAGCCUUCAGAAGGAGAUCAAAAAACUGGACGACCGCAUCGGCAAGCUCACCGCGUGAUGAGGCAGCCGCGAGAUUACAAUGGCAACUAUUGUUUAAUUUAUUUUUAAAUAGGCUUUUAGCGUGUGUAUUAGCUAGCUGCAACGACCUGGCAAGCGGUGUGGAACCGUCGCUCAAAAUCCUUGUAAAGUGCGAGUCCGUUUAACUAGUGCUCCGAGGGUUCCGUACAAACUUUCAAUUAUCUCAUCUAAAAAUAAACACAGGCUUUUGACCAGAAGUAUACCUAAUUGUGAAGAGCGCCAGCUAUCGGUAAAUUGGCAAACUAUUUUGCGCGAUCUGUGUGUAUGAUUUUUUAAUGUGAAUUUUAUAUUAUGUGAACCAAUUUGAACGAUUUUUGUUUUAUUUGAAAGAACGUGUUUUUUAUGUAAUCUCAGAGAAAUUUCAAGUAUAAUAAACACCCAUAAAUUGCAAAUAAAAUUAGAAAAUAUUUUUUGAUAGUUAAAGAAAGUUAUCAAGAGAGAGGUGUGAUUAUAUUUUUCUGUAAUAUUUGUGUUAAUAUUAAUGUCAUGUAAAAAAUUGGCCGUUUAUCGAUGGUAAACUUCGGAGAUAAGAGGGGUGGAAUAGUAUUUUAUUUUGUAUUCCUUAAAAAAACCCGCUAUAAAAAAUGUUUUGGAAUGGUCAAUUUAAGCUUUUUCAAUUGAUAGCCCACGUGAUAUCUACCCCCUAGUACCUAAAACCUUAAAAUUUUUGCCCCUUCUUUAUAUUGGGAAUUUUCUAUACUUAAUACAAAAAAAAGAAUACUUCCAACCCAGACAGGGUUAGCGUUGUUCAGAACUAUUCCAAAUUUCAAAUCGAUAGCUCAUGUAUUAUAGUUCUCGAGAUAUGUCCGUCCGUUUGUAUGGCAAUAUGACAUACAAACGGACGGACGGAAAGAGCCGCACCAUAAGGGUUCCUUUUGUACAUUUUUGGCACGGAACACUUAAAAAAGACAUAAUAAUUACCACACAUCUAACUGCUUGGUCGGUGCAGUCAGCUUGGACACUUUUACUGCAAAAUGAAGCGGGCAACUAAUGGGUGAUCUACUCUUAGUUCAAAGUAAGACCAUUUAGAUGCACCUUCUGUAAUGAUAUCGCAACAAAUAGUUUGUUACAACGCGGCUAGAUAUUAUAUUACAUUUUCAUUCACUGUAUAGUUCGUGUCAUCCACGAUGACGCGCAGAUUUGUCAAAUCUAACCUUUAAUAACAUGACCAUACGAGUCAAGGCACUCUUCACAAUAGGCGGGUCCACACAGAGCGAGCAAGGUAACGCGCGCGCUGCCUCGGCCGAGGCACGUCUACAUGAGCCAUUUGCCGCGCGAGAGAAUUGCCUCGCGACACUGCUCGCUCUGUGUAGACCCGGCUAAUGACACGAUCUAUAAGUGUUAUAUUGGAUUACGAAAAUAUUGUUGCUCAUUGUAAUCUUGCGUAUAAGUCGGGUGUUACCAUAUUUACCUGCACUGUAUUUUAAUUUCAUCCUAAACAUAAGUAUUUUUAGCCGCCGCCGCAUUUAUUUACAUAAUGGUGCCAUGGCCAAGACCAGAAUUCUGAUUUAUUUACUUUAGAAGAUACGAUAAUAUAACAUAAUACAUAUGACGAUCCGAAAAAAAUAUAUCACCAUUAAUAUAAUUAUUCAUGUUUAACGCAACUGUCAUAUUAUUGUGACUAUUUAUGUAAAAUACACCUAAAUGCACUGCGAUUAAGUUGAAUUUUGUCAACUUUUUUUCUAUAAAUUAGGUGUAAGGUGCAGUGAACUCUCCGGAAUAAGCCUAGUAUCACUAAAAUAUAAAGAUAUCAGUAUCAAAGUGUUUGUGCAACUAUAAAAUGUAGGUAUUAUAAAUAUACCUUUACUUCGCAAGGCUUUUUUUUUCUAAAACUUAUGACAUUUUUUAAUGGAAUUAACCGCUCAUUAUUUUUAUCAAUGCUGUUGUAAUGUAUCAUCAGGAUUAUAUUGCUUAAGAAAAUAAUUUAUUAUAAAGCAAUUUAUAAAGCUUA
Molecule: messenger RNA, 3204 nt
Organism: Cydia pomonella (codling moth)
Lineage: Eukaryota; Metazoa; Arthropoda; Insecta; Lepidoptera; Tortricidae
Gene: DCTN2-p50
Product: dynactin subunit 2
Exons: 10
Coding region: 127-1233 (368 amino acids)
Biological process (GO): mitotic spindle organization
Cellular component (GO): dynactin complex; cytoplasm; centrosome
Source: RefSeq, a predicted model, not a curated record